Messenger RNA from Phaeodactylum tricornutum CCAP 1055/1, 1482 nucleotides. RefSeq names its product chloroplast-targeted nuclear-encoded recombinase (gene recA). NCBI's taxonomy places the organism in Eukaryota, Bacillariophyta, Bacillariophyceae, Surirellales, Neidiaceae. Gene Ontology annotation, molecular function: ATP-dependent DNA damage sensor activity; single-stranded DNA binding; ATP hydrolysis activity. Bases 90 to 1385 code for a protein of 431 amino acids. The transcript has a single exon. The record is from RefSeq and is a predicted model, not a curated record. Gene Ontology annotation, biological process: DNA repair.
AAACAGAUUGAUCAGACUUGGCAAUAUUGUACUCUCCUUUUUGAAUAAGCCGCGUUUGGUACAGUUUUACUCGUCUGUCUCUAGGCUGUAUGAUGCAUCGAAAGAUUGCGCUCGUCGCUGGUUUGUGGUUCUGUCUUUUGGGAUCUUCGUGUCACGGGUUUGGCCUGUUAGGGGGUGCUGCUCAUUCGCGAACAGUACGUUGGCCGCAGCAAUGGGCCGUGUCUUCGCCUAUAGGACCCCUGUUAGCACGCAGUAAAAAGUCUUCAAACGAUAGCAAUGAUGAUAACGAAUUGGAAAACGAACGGCCAACUAUGGACCCUGCUAAAAGAGCGGCACUUGAUGGUGUUCUGAAUCAAAUUGAACGCAACUAUGGGCGGGGCUCCAUCGUCAAACUCGGUGACGCGGACAACAUGAAAGUCGACACGAUCGGAUCGGGGUCAUUGACUCUCGACGCUGCCCUGGGAGGGGGUUUUCCGAAAGGACGAGUAGUGGAAAUCUACGGCCCGGAAAGUUCUGGUAAGACUACUCUGGCGUUACAUGCGAUUGCAGAAUCUCAAAAGGUUGGCGGAACGGCAGCCUUUGUCGACGCUGAGCACGCGUUGGAUCCCGCGUAUGCUGCGAAACUUGGGGUGGAUAUUGACAAUCUUCUCGUCAGUCAGCCAGAUUCCGGUGAAAUGGCCCUGGAUGUCGUCGAUCAGCUCGUGCGAUCCGCUGCCGUCGACGUGAUUGUGGUGGACUCAGUAGCGGCGCUUGUGCCGCGGGCCGAAUUGGAAGGCGAUAUGUCAGACGCUCAGAUUGGCCUCCAAGCCCGUCUAAUGUCGAAGGCAAUGCGUAAGAUCACGGGGAGCUUGGCACUUAGUCAAUGUACAGUAAUCUUCUUGAACCAGCUGCGUUCCAAGGUCGGCGUUAUCUACGGGAGUCCAGAAGUAACAUCUGGAGGAAAUGCUCUCAAGUUCUAUGCAAGCGUACGCCUCGAUACCCGGCGCAAGGAGAUUCUACCGGAGAAUUCUGGCAUUCGUGUCAAGGUCAAAGUCGUAAAAAACAAAGUUGCGGCGCCAUUUAAAAUUGUUAAUCUCGACCUUCUGUUUGGAUCGGGAAUCGACCAGAUCGGAUGUAUGCUAGACGCGGCUAUGGAUCUUAAUAUAAUUGAGCGACGGGGUAGCUGGUUUUCUUACAAGGGUCAGAAUAUGGCCCAAGGACGCAUCAACGUGGUCGAAAUGAUAAAGUCAGACACAAAAUUAAUGGCGCAGCUGGAAACUGAGGUGCGACUGGCGCUUUCGGAAAUGGGUAAGGACAUCAAGCCAACCGCAGACACGGAGUCAUUGGAAACGCUAGAAGACGUGAAUACGGUACUAGAAGUUGACGAGCAGAUAUUUUUGGAAUAGAAAAAAAGCUUUUGUAUGAAUCUCAUGGCGAUUAUUGCCGCAGCCAACAAACAAUGGCAACAUUAUUUAUACAAAGACUUUCAGUUAAUGCUACUCC